GGACGGAGAGAGCAGCGUCUUCUUCACAGAGACACCACCUGCAGAAUCACCAGAGAGCCUCCUGAGCAGCAGCCUUCAUCCUCCUCAUCCUCCAUCAGAGCUGCAGCAGAAUCACAAACAGCACAGGUUUCUGUCAGCUGAUUGGCCCUCUCCAACAUGCUCCGCCCUCUGCUCUGCCUGUGUGCUCUCAUUGCACUGACAGGUGCUCAGACAUUCAAUCAGUCUUCAGUGUUGGACAUCAGCUCAUGUCCCAUCACGUAUUAUGGACAGCAGUACGAGAAGCUCUAUGUGAACAUAACAUCUGGAAAUGUUACCGUCUGUUUCAACGGCUUUUUCAGUCCUGAAACUGGAGGCGACUGUUUUGUGCAGCGUUCACUGGGAGCAGAGAGUUUUUUUUUUUACAUAUCUUCAUAUCGUUAUUAUGUUAAUUGCUUCUUCUCGAUACAUUUCAAUGAUUUUGGUUUGGUUCAUUAUAUGUAUGGGACACAACGAUAUCUGUACGUGUAUAAUUACAUCUCUGAUCCACUGGUGUUUGAGCUUCAGGUCGGUGGAAUCACAGUUGAUACAGUGAAUGCUACUUAUACAUAUAGACCUUAUUACUUCAGUUUUAGUGGAUGCAGACACUCAGGUCAGAUGUAUCGACCUGGUACAGUGAUCAGCUCUGAUCCAGAAACCUGCUUAAAUCUCACCUGUAAUGAGACUUCAGUCCUCCACACCUCCAGCUGUGGUCCACUGGAGCGUUGUCAAGGCAACAACAUCUGUGUGUUGGCCUCCACCUGCACUGUGACCGGCCCCACUAUCAUCGACGUCCACGGCCAGAUUAACUCCAUCCAGGAUCGGUGUGCGUACUCUCUGUUCUCGACUCCGUCACUCCCAGACUUCCUUGUUCUGGGAAACUUUGAGGACCGCCAUCGUAAAGAUGUGAGCUUUUUGGACAGUGUGACGCUGCGUGUGGACGGGCAUGACAUUCACCUGGAACAAGGUGGGAGAGUUCAGCUGGACGACUCCACACUGACCCUCAGCAGCUCAUCUCAGCUGGUUCAUGGUGUGCAGCUCUCUAAGGACCAAACUGGAGUCACUGCCAAGCUGUCGCUCUCCAACCUCAACAUCUCUGUCUUCUUUGAUGGCGACACCGCACAGAUCCACUUAGAAAGACCUGCUGGUUCAUCUGUGGAGGGUCUGUGUGGAAACUCCAGCAGCUCUCUGAGUGACCUGAGGCUCUCUGAGUACAGCUCCACCAGGUAAGACCUCAUCACAAGCUCACAGUCCCUCUGACUGCUGCUGCUGAUGUUGCAGAUACAGUGGAACCCUGACUUAUGAAUACCCCGUUAAAUGAAAAAUUCAAGUUACAAAGGCACUGAACGGCAAUAUUUCUGCCUGUGUUAUACAGCAAAAUGCCCGUGUUACGAAAUCCGCUGGCUCUUUUCGGCUGAGCCCAGAAUGUCCACAAUCCGAAUUAUGUGCCAACCCCCCUGGCUUUCAUACUGGGUUGUUGUUGCAGUUAGCAAUUAGCCAAUAGCUUAUUGUUCAUUCAUAAUGAGGCCUGCAAGCGAUUUGAGUGAAAAGAGGAAGCGUAAAUUGCUCUCGAUGACAACAAAGAGAGAAAGUAUUGAUAAAUAUGAGUGAGGUGCAUAGCAAAUGCCCGGUGGGCCGAUGGUAAUUUUUCGUUUUUAUGGGCCGAUUUUUAUUUAUUUAUUUCUUUGGUACGGUAUAAAAAAUGAAAGGUGGUGGAUUGGCCAGAUGCUGGCAGAUGCGUAAAAAUAACUCAAUUGUUUGGUAGUGGCUAUGGCGUAGCUUUCACAGAUUCAGUAAAAUUAGCAAGUGGUGGAGGCCAGCAGGUGGAUGAGGGAGAUUGGAGGCAGGAGGAGGAUAGACCCGAGGCGGCCGUCGGUGUUCCAGCCAAAUGUGUCAUCUGUGACACUUGUGAGGUUGUCUCAAACACACUCCAUCAGUCUUGAUGCCAUUGAACAACAAAAUGUUUAAAAAUGUGGCGAGUGUACCUGGUGAUAUCCUCAUGCGCGACGCAAUCGCGAAAACAGCAAACAAGUAACACCACGCCGAUGCUGUUCACAGGACAGCAAGAGUAAACAAUCAGGAGACUCUUGCCAUCGUUAUCGUUCCCCUCCUACAUUUUAUUUCUCCAAUUUCUCCGUUUUUGCUUCACAACUAAAGCGUGCAGUUUACUUUCUGUGCACUAACAUGGACUCGAAUCAACCAGCGCCGCCUCUGGCCAAGUGCCACAGCCUACAGCCAGAUCUUGUGACACACAUCUGCACCACGUUUGAAUUCGUUUCAUGCACAUUUGUACCUUUAAAUUGUGUCUGUUUGUGCAUCAUGCAAAUAAACCUUUGAAAUGAAUGAAAUGAUAUCAUGUAUUUAUUAUUCGCCAAUAUUUGUACAAAAUUGAACAUUAUAUACACAAAGUCAUAGAAAUCACCACCCCCUGUUUAUCAUGAUUUUAAUAUUUUUGCCCAUAAGAAAAACGUCUUGAACAAAUAUAUGACACACUUAUAUUUCAUUAGUGUUGUAACAUCACAUGUUGUUAACGUAGUCUACCUGUGUCUUUUCUCUGCAAACGAACAUUUUAGAGUUGGUUGUUAUAUACAGUCUGUAUAAGUGUGGUUAAUCUAAUAAACAUUUGUAAGGAGAUGGCAGUUACUGUGAAUGUACAGCAGUUACACAGUGAUUAGUAAUAAACAGCCAGACAAUGACUGACAAUCUCAUUCAAUCUUGCAAAUUGUACCUUCUGUGGAAAGUGGUACCACACAGUGUGUGUGGACUUCCCCUGUGCAGAAGGCGACUACAAAUGUUGUGGGUGCUAAAUAAACAGAAACAAAU
This is a messenger RNA of Haplochromis burtoni (Burton's mouthbrooder), 2838 nucleotides long. RefSeq lists its product as uncharacterized. The record is from RefSeq and is a predicted model, not a curated record. The transcript is spliced from 11 exons. The coding region runs from base 157 to 1245 and encodes 362 amino acids. NCBI's taxonomy places the organism in Eukaryota, Metazoa, Chordata, Actinopteri, Cichliformes, Cichlidae.